GAUGGGAACCACGCCGCUUCCCAGUCUCCGUGAGAAGAGUAAAGCGCGGACCUUUCAACAAGAGCUUUAUUAAUUUCACACUAGGACCGUGGAAAGUGAUGGAGGUGGCGGCUAAUUACUCCCUGCGAGUCAAGAGACCUCUGUUGGAUCCCCGCUUCGAGGGUUACAAGCUGUCUCUCGAGCCGCUGCCUUGUUACCAGCUGGAGCUUGACGCAGCUGUGGCAGAAGUAAAACUUCGAGAUGAUCAAUAUACGCUGGAACACAUGCAUGCAUUUGGAAUGUAUAACUACCUACACUGUGAUUCAUGGUAUCAAGACAGUGUCUACUACAUUGAUACUCUUGGAAGAAUUAUGAAUUUAACAGUGAUGCUGGAUACUGCCUUAGGAAAGCCACGAGAGGUGUUUCGACUGCCUACAGAUUUGACAGCAUGUGAUAACCGCCUUUGUGCAUCCAUCCAUUUCACAUCUCCUGCCUGGGUUACCUUGUCAGAUGGCACUGGAAGAUUAUAUAUUAUUGGAACAGCUGAACGUGGAAACAGUGCUUCUGAAAAAUGGGAGAUAAUGUUUAAUGAAGAGCUUGGGAAUCCAUUUAUCAUAAUCCAUAGUAUCUCAUUGCUAAAAGAUGAAGAACAUUCCAUAGCAACUCUACUUCUUCGAAUAGAAAAAGAGGAACUGGAUCUGAAAGGAAGCGGUUUCUAUGUUUCUUUAGAAUGGAUCACUAUCAGUAAGAAAAAUAAAGAUAAUACAAAAUAUGUAAUUAGUAAGCGUGAUAUUCUCCGCGGAAAGUCCGUGCCACAUUAUGCUGCUAUCGAGCCUGAUGGAAAUGGUCUAAUGGUUGUCUCCUAUAAGUCCUUCAGCUUUGUACAAGUAGACCAAGAUCUUGAAGAACAUAUGGAAGAAGACAUGCCAGAGGAAAUCAAAGUAGAACCUCUGUAUUAUUGGCAGCAGACGGAAGAAGAUUUGACAGUAACAAUACAGCUUCCAGAAGGCUGUAGUAAGGAAGACAUCCAAGUACAGUUUUCUCCUGAUCAUAUCAACAUUGUUCUGAAAGAUCACCAGUUUUUGGAAGGAAAGCUUUAUUCCUCUAUUGAUCAUGAAAGCAGUACAUGGAUAAUUAAAGACAAUAAUAGCUUAGAGAUUUCCUUGAUUAAGAAAAAUGAAGGACUGACCUGGCCAGAAGUAGUAGUCGGUGAUAAGCGAGGGGAGCUUGUAAGAGACUCUGCCCAGUGUGCUGCAAUAGCUGAGCGCUUGAUGCAUUUGACCUCUGAAGAACUGAAUCCAAAUCCAGAUAAAGAAAAACCUCCUUGUAAUGCUCAAGAGUUAGAAGAAUGUGAUAUUUUCUUUGAAGAAAGCUCAAGUUUAUGCAGAUUUGAUGCCAAUACGUUAAAAACUACCCAUGUGGUGAAUCUUGGAAGCAACCAGUACCUUUUCUCUGUCAUAGUGGAUCCCAAAGAAAUGCCCUGCUUUUGUUUGCGCCAUGAUGUUGAUGCCCUACUCUGGCAACCACACUGCAGCAAACAAGAUGAUAUGUGGGAGCACAUCGCAACUUUCAAUGCUUUAGGCUAUGUUCAAGCAUCAAAGAGAGACAAAAAAUUUUUUGCCUGUGCUCCAAAUUACUCUUAUGCAGCCCUUUGUGAGUGCCUUCGUCGAGUAUUCAUCUACCGUCAGCCUGCUCCCAUGUCCACUGUACUCUACAACAGAAAGGAAGGCAGGCAGGUAGGGCAGGUUGCUAAGCAGCAAGUAGCCAGCCUAGAAACCAACGAUCCUAUUUUAGGCUUUCAGGCAACAAAUGAGAGAUUAUUUGUUCUCACUACCAAAAACCUCUUUUUAAUAAAAGUAAAUACAGACAAUUAAUUACUCCCAACAUGUUGGCUUCUCUGUUCUGGGAAAGCAUUAGUGGUAGCUGGAGGUCUGGACAGUUCUACUAUAAUCUAUCAAGUUUUAAGGUAGUAAAUAAGCCUAUCUUAUAUGAAUUUUUUAUUUUUUAACAAAUUUUGGAAAUGUAUUGAAGGGAUUAUGAUUCUGUAGAAGGUAUGGAAUGAAGUUGAAGAUUUUGAGAACAUUGGAUUGUGUAAAAAUUGUAAAGAUGGUAUUAGCCAAUAUAAUUAUUUUUCAAAACAGAGGCUAGAAUCUGAUCUUUUAUAUGAAAGAUGUACAAUUCCGUGUUUAAAAAUAAAAAAAAAAUAUUUAUCAUGUA
Molecule: messenger RNA, 2196 nt
Organism: Tupaia belangeri chinensis (Chinese tree shrew)
Lineage: Eukaryota; Metazoa; Chordata; Mammalia; Scandentia; Tupaiidae
Gene: NUDCD1
Product: NudC domain containing 1
Exons: 10
Coding region: 99-1853 (584 amino acids)
Source: RefSeq, a predicted model, not a curated record